Messenger RNA from Aspergillus puulaauensis, 984 nucleotides. RefSeq lists its product as uncharacterized. Gene Ontology annotation, molecular function: oligopeptide transmembrane transporter activity. Bases 1 to 984 code for a protein of 327 amino acids. Gene Ontology annotation, biological process: transmembrane transport. The transcript has 4 exons. Lineage: Eukaryota; Fungi; Ascomycota; Eurotiomycetes; Eurotiales; Aspergillaceae. The record is from RefSeq and is a predicted model, not a curated record.
AUGGAAAGCCAGGAAGCAGUCCAGUGCCUAUCAUCAAGACAGAUUGAGUAUGACAGGGAGUGGGCUGCACUCGCUCUAGUGCCAUUUUUUAUGCUUCUUGGGAUAGUCGUCUCCAAGGCCAUCUACAUGCCCAUCUGGACGUAUUUUAUCGCGCUCGGAUUCGGUGCUGCGGCAAUGUUGCCAAUGAGCUUUGUGUAUGCCCUGUCUGGCUUCUCCGUCAAAGUCGGUUUCUUUAACGAACUUAUAUAUGGAUAUAUGAUUGACGCCAAGGGCUCAUCCCGACACCCUUUGGGCCAACUUGCUUAUCGAAUUAUCUCUGGCAACGUAUGGUACGACGCGAGAAUUGUGCUAGAGGAUCAAAAGAUCGGCCACUACCUGCACAUCCCACCGCGCCAAGUCAUCGGAAUCCAAAUAAUAGCCAACCUGCUCGCCCUGCCCAUAAACUACGGCGUGAUGCGGUGGGUCGUCGCCAGCAAAUUCGACUACGUCAGCGGCCGCAAGCCCGACCCCCUAGGCCAAUGGACAGGACAAGAAUUCCAAUCCUACAACACAGCAGGAAUCCAGUUCGCGCUCGUCGGGCCCCGGAAACUCUUCGCCUCGCCCUUCUUCAAGCCCAUCCUAUGGGGCUUUCUCGCGGGUGCAGUCGCCCCGCUCCUGAUGUGGGUGCUGCACAAGAAAUUCCCCCGCGCGCGGUUCGAUCUGUGGAAUACAACGAUCUUCUUUGCCUCUGCCGCAGUCUUCUACGGGAAUCUGAGUACCGGCCCAUUUACGACGUUUCUCGUGGGCACGUUCACGAACUUCUUCCUGUAUCGGUAUCGGCGGGUGUUUUGGAAUAAGUGGGCUUAUAUCAGUGGGGCGGCGCUGGAUACGGGGUUUAAUGCUAAUCUGCUGUUUAUCUUUAUCUUUUUGGGGACGACCGGGGCGAAGAUGGUGCAUUGGUGGGGGAAUAAUGCUGAUAGUAUUGAGAGGUGUUUUGCGCUGUAG